Messenger RNA from Arctia plantaginis, 375 nucleotides. The record is from the annotation of a GenBank genome assembly. NCBI's taxonomy places the organism in Eukaryota, Metazoa, Arthropoda, Insecta, Lepidoptera, Erebidae.
AUGGAUGACGACGUAGAAGUUAUUGCAGCUGCUGCUAUUUAUUUAAUGAGCGCUGAAAAUUAUUAUGUCAGUGUAUACCGCACUAAAGUUGUGAAAAAGAAAAGACAAAAAAUAAGGUGGUGGAUGUUGAGCAUUCACAAAAAUAGAACAAGUUAUGUAUAAGAGAUCGCAGGUCUACCAGAAGUAGCCCCUAUUGACAUACCGAAAGUCGCAGUAGCCCAUAAUCUAGAUAUGAACAAGCUGGAUGUACAGUCAUAUCAAAAACUAUUAGACUCUAAGGACAAACCCGGACCCAUCCUAGUCGAAAUGAAGAUAAGAGACAUCAAACAGCUGUGGGUCAAUGCAGAUAAACAAAUGCGCCUCACCCUAGGAUAG